Cephus cinctus (wheat stem sawfly) is the source of this 1907-nucleotide messenger RNA. RefSeq names its product MOB kinase activator-like 2 (gene Mob2). NCBI's taxonomy places the organism in Eukaryota, Metazoa, Arthropoda, Insecta, Hymenoptera, Cephidae. The record is from RefSeq and is a predicted model, not a curated record. Gene Ontology annotation, molecular function: protein kinase activator activity. Gene Ontology annotation, biological process: positive regulation of protein phosphorylation; signal transduction. The transcript has 7 exons. Gene Ontology annotation, cellular component: cytoplasm; nucleus. The coding region runs from base 699 to 1553 and encodes 284 amino acids.
AAAUGACCGUACGAGGAGAAACGUUAGAUCAGCUGUGCUCUAAAGUAGCUCCGACCGCGUUAAGCGUCGCAUUCGUGAAUUUUCUCAGUGUUGUCCGCGCGCUCGUCAUAAUUUUCGGAAAAACGAAUCGCCCAAUCUCGAGUCAAGAAAAAGACCGUGCGGCAACUGUAGGAUCGUCAGUUUCGUGAAAGACGACUUAUUUUGCAAGCGAGGCAUGACGGGAACAGGUGACAAUAGAACCUCGCCAUGUUAGAUUUCACGAGAUUGCGGAUUGAGUGCUAGUACGAGAGGAUAUAUUUCGUUUAGUGCAAGCUUUCCCGGUGUUGAUCUACUUGAAAAUCAUCCAAGCUGGAUAGAUUACCCGAGUAUCUCCGCGAUACCGUGGACUGGUUUAUGGGGAGCGUCAUUGACGUCCAAUGGCCACGUCAAGUUGGCCCUAGAAACAGAAGCGUCUUCUGAAAGAGAAUCAUCCCAAUCGCCAUCGAGGAACCACAGGGUCAUCCUGACCGGGAUCAUCGGAUAAGACUGACUUCCGUGAUUAACUUCGGGAGCGAUCCGAGGUCCCUUCCGAUUGAAGCCAAAGAGUUCAAUGAUAAGGAAACAAGAUUUGGUGCAUACCUAGCGUGCGCGAGAAGACCGCCGGCAUCGGCGUGGAGUCCACGGUGCCAGCAAGACGUUCCUCAUCAACGUCUUCGGCCAUGCUGCGCUCACCUGCACGUGGGGCAGUGGCCCUCCUGGACAACUCCUCGGCAUCUUCUGCACCGUCCACACCAGUUCACAAUUCCUCGUCCGCAGCUACCGGAAGUACCACGGUAUCCUCCCGUCUAUCGCUCCUUGACACCUGCCACAGGAAGAUACGCCUCUUCGGCGAGCUAGUCGCAAAGGCCCGAAAAAAGGACAAGGAUGCGGGAACUACUGAAGAUCCGAAAUUGUAUCUCGAGGAGGCGGCUCUCGAGAGACAGCUGCCUGAGCUGGACCUGAGGAUGCUGGUCGACCUUCCACCCGGUUUAGAUUACAACGAAUGGCUGGCGUCGCACACUCUAGCACUAUUCGAUCACAUUAAUCUCGUUUACGGCACCAUAUCCGAGUUUUGCACUACUACUGGAUGCCCUGACAUGACAGGGCCUGGCUUAAGAAUGUAUUUGUGGUAUGACGAGAAGGGAAAGAAAACACGGGUGGCAGCGCCACAGUACAUUGAUUACGUUAUGACAUUCACACAACGCACUGUCAGCGACGAGACUAUAUUUCCUACAAAAUAUGCAAACGAAUUCCCUAGCUCGUUCGAGUCGAUAGUGCGUAAGAUCCUGCGGCUACUGUACCACGUCGUGGCACAUAUUUACCACUGCCACUUUCGCGAGGUGGCACUCUUGGGACUGCACGCUCACCUAAACUGUGUAUUCGCCCACCUCACGCUCCUUAAUCAACGCUUCAACCUAAUCGAUCCUAAGGAAACAGAGAUCCUGGGGGAUCUAGAGGCUGCCUUACUAGGCGACUCGACGUCCGCGCCUUCGCAAACCCCAGCCAUCCAGGAGACUCCAACCACAACCACCUAGAUAAAUGAUGCCAGAGAGCAAUGCAGAGGUUGCAGUUCCUGAGACUAGGUAACGAUAGGGAUUUGUUUCUUUUUUUUUUCCUGGGCUAGUAGUACGUCGUGAGGAUGGCUCACGACGUUCGCGAAAUAGUUCAGUACACGCAGGUGGAGCGAAAGUGCAGUUCUGUAAAAACCAGUAGUACCUGUAAAUAGCGAAGUGUGAACAACUACAUGAUGUAAUUAGGUUCCUCCGUUUGUUGUUUGUGAGAUUGUAAAUAAUUUAUUAAAUGGUAAGAUAUACGAGAGAGGAGAGAGAGGAUGAAUCAUUGAUUAUUAUUGACAAAGUUAGUUGCUAUAAGAGAUAAUUUGUUCUGUA